Marmota monax (woodchuck) is the source of this 1319-nucleotide messenger RNA. RefSeq names its product WW domain binding protein 1 (gene Wbp1). The record is from RefSeq and is a predicted model, not a curated record. The transcript is spliced from 5 exons. Gene Ontology annotation, molecular function: WW domain binding. Lineage: Eukaryota; Metazoa; Chordata; Mammalia; Rodentia; Sciuridae. The coding region runs from base 202 to 1113 and encodes 303 amino acids.
GAAGAUGCUGAUUGGCUGGAUAGGCCAACCUGGGUCCUAGUUGGCCGAGCUCUCCCCGGAUGGAAGCUCCGGCUGCGGAGUGAUGGUGGCGGCCGCGAACAUGGGCCGGGCAGGGACCAUGGCGGUGCCAGCAGAGGUGGCAGGGGCGGGGCAGCUGGCGGUAGAGGAGGCUGUGGUGUUCAGGGGGCUGUAGGUGGAGGCAUGGCUCGGGCCAGCAGCGGGAACGGCAGCGAGGAGGCCUGGGGGGCACUUCAAGCGCCGCAACAGCAGAGUCCAGCAGCGUCUUCUCUUGAGGGAGCAAUCUGGAGAAGAGCUGGAACCCAGACUCGCGCCCUGGAUGCCAUCCUUUAUCAUCCACAGCAAUCCCAUCUGCUUCGAGAGCUGUGCCCAGGAGUGAACAACCAGCCCUACCUCUGUGAGAGUGGUCAUUGCUGCGGGGAGACUGGCUGCUGUACCUACUACUAUGAACUCUGGUGGUUCUGGCUGCUCUGGACUGUCCUCAUCCUCUUUAGCUGCUGUUGCGCCUUCCGCCACCGUCGAGCUAAACUUCGGCUGCAACAACAGCAGCGGCAACGUGAGAUCAACUUGUUGGCCUACCAUGGGGCAUGCCACGGGGCUGGCCCUGUCCCUGCCGGUUCACUGCUUGACCUUCGCCUCCUCAGCGCCUUCAAACCCCCUGCCUAUGAGGAUGUGGUUCACCGCCCAGGCACACCACCACCUCCUUAUACUAUGGCCCCUGGCCACCCCUUAACUGCUUCCAGUGAAUGCACCCGCUGUUCCUCUGCACCCAACUGCCCUGCCCACUGCGAGGGGACAAACGUGGAAGGUGUUUCCUCCCACGAGAGUGCCUCCCCUCAUCAGGAGAGUGAGCCUAGGGCAAGGGUCAGCCCAGCCCACACACCUCCCUCUUGCCGCUAUCGUCGCCUGACUGGUGACUCGGGUAUUGAGCUCUGCCCUUGUCCUGAUUCCAGUGAGGUUGACCCAAUCAAGGAGGUGAGGGCUAGUGCCAUCCCACCAGAUCUGGAGGACCAGUCCCCUUGUACACUGCCCCCAGACCCCUUGCCACAGGUCUCUCCCAUGGGGCUGGCUUCCAGUGAAGGGGACAUCCCAUAAGUAGUUUUGGGAGGGUGGGUGGACCACUGGCUUUUCACAAACAGCCCUGGCCUCAAAUUCCUCCUUGGUUCCUCCCUGCCCUCCUAGAAUCUGCCUGAAGGGGCUGGAGCCCUGAGGAGAGGGGCAGUAUUGGGGGACUGUGCUAGUUUUGCCCUCCCCAAAGACAUCCACAGGAGCCUUUGAUCUCAUUAAAGAGAUGUGAACCA